CGCCCCCUCCCCGGCCGCCAUGUUGGGGGAGGGGGCGCGGUGCGGGCAGAGCGGAGCCGCCCCCGCCGAGCAGCAGCAGUAGCCGAGCCAGUUCCUGCGCCGCCGCCGCCCGCCGCCGCCGCGCUCUAUGGGCCGGCGGAGGGGAGCCGCCGGCUCGGCAGCGCGCUGCCCUUGAGGCCGCAGCAGCAGCAGCAGCAGCCGCCGCCGCGGAGCCGGGACAUGAGCAGCGGCUGCGAGCGGCGGCGGCUCCCCGGCUAGCGGGCGCGGGGACAUGGUGCCGUUCGCCCCUCUGGAGGACGCGGAGGAGCCGGAGCCCUGCCACAAAAUGGAGCUGUGCGUGAGUGGCGGCGAGCUGAAUGGUCUUAAAAUGGUGGAUGAGCCCAUGGAAGAAGGAGAACCAUAUUCUUACAAUGAUGAAGGAAAUGUGAAAGAAAUUCCUAUUACCCAUCAUGUGAAAGAAGGGUGUGAGAAAGCAGAUCCUGCACAGUUUGAAUUACUUAAGGUUCUUGGUCAGGGAUCAUUUGGAAAGGUUUUUCUUGUGAGGAAAAUAAUUGGUCCUGAUGCUGAGCAGCUUUAUGCAAUGAAAGUAUUGAAAAAAGCUUCUCUAAAAGUACGAGAUAGAGUUCGUACAAAGAUGGAGAGAGAUAUAUUAGUAGAAGUAAAUCAUCCAUUUAUCGUCAAACUGCACUAUGCCUUUCAGACCGAAGGGAAGCUAUAUUUAAUAUUGGAUUUUCUCAGGGGAGGAGAUGUAUUCACACGAUUAUCCAAAGAGGUUAUGUUUACAGAGGAAGAUGUGAAAUUCUACCUCGCAGAACUGGCCCUUGCUUUGGAUCAUCUACACAGCUUGGGAAUAGUAUACAGGGAUCUGAAGCCAGAAAACAUUUUGCUUGAUGAAGCAGGACAUAUCAAGUUAACAGACUUUGGACUCAGCAAAGAAUCAGUAGAUCAAGAGAAGAAGGCCUACUCUUUCUGUGGUACUGUAGAAUACAUGGCACCUGAAGUAGUAAACAGGCGAGGCCACAACCAGAGUGCCGAUUGGUGGUCAUUUGGUGUUCUUAUGUUUGAAAUGCUUACUGGUACACUACCAUUUCAAGGUAAAGAUCGAAAUGAAACUAUGAAUAUGAUACUAAAAGCAAAGCUUGGAAUGCCACAAUUCCUUAGCCCUGAAGCGCAAAGCCUUCUAAGGAUGUUGUUUAAAAGGAACCCAUCAAACAGAUUAGGAGCUGGUUCAGAUGGAGUUGAAGAAAUCAAGAGACAUCCUUUUUUUUCAACAGUUGAUUGGAAUAAACUGUUCAGAAGAGAAAUUCAGCCCCCAUUUAAACCUGCUUCUGGUAAGCCAGAAGAUACCUUCUGUUUUGAUCCAGAAUUCACAGCAAAAACCCCCAAAGAUUCUCCAGGAGUUCCACCUAGUGCUAAUGCGCAUCAGCUGUUCAAAGGAUUUAGCUUUGUUGCAACUACUGCCAUAGAAGAUCAUAAAAUUUCACCCCUCACCAAUAUAUUGCCAAUAGUACAGCAACUUCAUGGAAACAGUGCAGAGUUCACUGAUGUGUAUGAGCUGAAGGAGGAUAUUGGUGUUGGCUCCUACUCUGUUUGCAAGAGAUGUGUGCACAUAGCUACCAAUAUGGAGUUUGCUGUGAAGAUAAUUGACAAAAGUAAGAGAGAUCCCUCAGAAGAAAUUGAGAUUUUGAUGCGCUAUGGACAACACCCUAAUAUAAUUACUUUAAAAGAUGUGUAUGAUGAUGGCAGAUAUAUUUACCUGGUCACUGAAUUGAUGAAGGGAGGAGAGCUGCUUGAUCGGAUUCUCCGACAAAAGUAUUUCUCAGAACGGGAGGCUAGUGCUGUAUUGUACACUAUAACUAAAACAGUUGACUACCUUCAUUGUCAAGGAGUAGUGCAUCGAGACCUUAAGCCAAGUAAUAUUUUAUAUAUGGAUGACUCAAACAAUGCUGACUCUAUCAGGAUUUGUGAUUUUGGAUUUGCAAAACAACUUCGAGGGGAGAAUGGACUUCUUUUAACUCCUUGCUACACUGCCAACUUUGUAGCACCAGAGGUUCUCAUGAGACAGGGAUAUGAUGCUGCUUGUGAUAUCUGGAGCUUGGGUGUUCUCCUUUACACAAUGCUGGCAGGCUAUACUCCUUUUGCCAAUGGUCCCAAUGAUACUCCUGAGGAAAUCCUGUUACGAAUAGGCAGUGGAAAAUUCUCUUUAAGAGGAGGCAACUGGGACACUGUUUCAGAUGCAGCAAAGGACUUGCUAUCCCAUAUGCUUCAUGUAGAUCCACAUCAGCGAUAUACGGCAGAGCAAGUAUUAAAACACUCGUGGAUAGCCUGCAGGGACCAGUUGCCUCAUUAUCAGCUAAACAGACAAGAUGCACCACAUCUAGUUAAGGGGGCCAUGGCUGCCACGUAUUCUGCACUGAAUCACAAGAUAUUUCAGCCAGUCUUAGAGCCUGUUGCAGCUUCAAGUUUAGCUCAACGACGAAGCAUGAAAAAGCUAACUUCAACAGACUUAUAGAUCCACUGGGGCACGUUAGCCAAACUGGAGCAAAGGAAAAUCCAAUAAGUGGCUCUAUAUCUGCCUGACCUGUGAUUGAAAGACAUAUAUGGUUUCCUGCUACACUACUUGAAUUCUGUAAAAGUCCUUUUUUAAAA
Molecule: messenger RNA, 2649 nt
Organism: Dermochelys coriacea (leatherback sea turtle)
Lineage: Eukaryota; Metazoa; Chordata; Testudines; Dermochelyidae
Gene: RPS6KA6
Product: ribosomal protein S6 kinase A6
Exons: 22
Coding region: 272-2512 (746 amino acids)
Biological process (GO): protein phosphorylation
Molecular function (GO): ATP binding; ribosomal protein S6 kinase activity; magnesium ion binding
Source: RefSeq, a predicted model, not a curated record